AUGGAUUCCGGCCGUAUUUUCUUCGACCCGUCUUGCCACAGCAACAUGUUGUUUCUGGGCAACGGCGACUCACGUUUUCGAGGAGCAAGUUCAGUGAUGGGCAUGGAGGAAAUGAAGCGGCCUUUCUUCAGUACGGCCGAUGAGCUUUACGAAGAGGAAUAUUUCGACGAGCAGUUGCCGGAAAAGAAACGCCGUCUCACUUCUGAGCAGGUGCACUUGCUGGAAAAGAGCUUUGAGGCUGAGAACAAGCUGGAACCUGAUCGAAAAACCCAACUGGCUAAGAAUCUGGGCUUGCAGCCAAGACAAGUGGCGGUUUGGUUCCAAAACCGCCGUGCCAGGUGGAAGACCAAGCAGCUCGAGAGGGAUUAUGAUGAGCUUAAGGCCUCAUUUGACUCUCUCAGUUCCAAUUACGACUCGAUUCUCAAGGAAAACGAGAAGCUCAAAGCUGAGCUUAUUUCCUUGACCGAGAAAUUCCAGCCCGAGAAAAAGCCCGGUGAGGAACUGGGUCAGAAACCCGACCCACUCCCGGUGGGCCCGCUUCUCUCGAGCCUUCAGCUGACCAUGAAGGCUGAGGACCGCCUUAGUACAGGCAGCGAUGGCAGUGUCGUGGUGGAUAAUGAUGGCCGGCAGCUUCUAGACAGCGGGGAUUCGUACUUUCCGGCUAGUGACUAUAUGACUGCAGAGGAUUCUGGCACGGAUGGCCAAAGCUACUUUUCCGAUGUGUUUGAGGCUGCCGAUCAGCAGGAGCCAAUGGGGUGGUGCAUAUGGCCUUAA
This is a messenger RNA of Striga hermonthica, 774 nucleotides long. The record is from the annotation of a GenBank genome assembly. Lineage: Eukaryota; Viridiplantae; Streptophyta; Magnoliopsida; Lamiales; Orobanchaceae.